Molecule: messenger RNA, 1052 nt
Organism: Trichoplax adhaerens
Lineage: Eukaryota; Metazoa; Placozoa; Uniplacotomia; Trichoplacea; Trichoplacidae
Exons: 9
Coding region: 1-744 (247 amino acids)
Biological process (GO): mitochondrial electron transport, ubiquinol to cytochrome c
Molecular function (GO): heme binding; electron transfer activity
Source: RefSeq, a predicted model, not a curated record
AUGCUUAGAGUUGAAGCCGAUGACCAACUGCACCCUCCUCAUUAUCCUUGGUCUCAUGAUGGAAUAUUAUCGUCUUUAGAUCAUGCAAGUAUUCGUCGCGGAUAUCAAGUCUACAAAGAAGUAUGUAGUGCUUGUCAUAGUUUAGAUCAAAUCGCUUUUCGUAAUCUUGUUGGAGUCUCACAUACUGAAGAAGAAGCGAAAGCAUUAGCUGAAUCAGUCAAUAUCGAGGAUGGUCCAAAUGAAGAUGGUGAAAUGUUUUUAAGACCGGGCAAGUUAUCGGAUUAUUUUCCUCCACCCUAUAAAAAUGAUGAAGAAGCAAGAGCUGCCAAUAACGGUGCCUUACCACCCGAUUUGAGUUUAAUGAACAAGGCCAGACAUGGUGGAGAGGAUUACAUGUUUUCACUUUUAACGGGAUAUUGUGAUCCUCCAGCUGGAAUUACUGUAAGAGAAGGUCUAAGUUAUAAUCCGUAUUUCACUGGAGGUGCUAUAGGAAUGCCACAACAACUUUUUGAUGACAUGCUUGAAUAUGAAGAUGGUACUCCGGCUACUGUUAGUCAAUUGGCGAAAGAUGUAUCGGUGUUCUUAAAGUGGUGUACAGAGCCUUACUAUGAUGAUAAGAAAAGAAUGUUUAUGAAGGCCUUUCUCAUAAUAUCCUUUUUGACUGGUAUCUCGUGGUAUUAUAAACGCCAUAAGUGGUCAGUUUUGAAGACCAGAAAGUUGGCAUACAAGCCUCCUGUAAAAUAACUGAAUCAAAAAAAGCUACUUCAUUUAUACUUUAAUACAUGCUAUUUUAAUGCAUAGAUUUUGAGAAGCAAUAAAUAUUGGAUGUACUCAACAUUAGUUGUUUAUUGAAUUUCUAAAAUUGCUUUGGAGUGAGAUUUAGCAGGAUUAGGGUAUUCAGAAAUCGAAAAUCCCGCAGAUUGCAUUGACUGAAGUUUACGACGCUCUUUUAAUGUUUCAUUCGUGAAAUCUAUGUGAUUUCGUAAAGUUUUAAAUAGAAAGCUAAAACAGUCAAUUACUAGAUCAAAUCUUAAUAAAAUCUAAAAAGUCUU